Molecule: messenger RNA, 2409 nt
Organism: Talpa occidentalis (Iberian mole)
Lineage: Eukaryota; Metazoa; Chordata; Mammalia; Eulipotyphla; Talpidae
Gene: ERICH1
Product: glutamate rich 1
Exons: 9
Coding region: 1-2040 (679 amino acids)
Source: RefSeq, a predicted model, not a curated record
AUGGAGCCAAGUCGUGAGUCACCACCGCCUGCACAAGGGGCCCGGCUCCGGGGAUCCCAGCGCGCCGCGCCCCCAAGUCACGAAUUCCGGGUCCGGCCCCCGCGCGCCGUCUGUUCCCGCAAGGGCGACCCGCGCGGACCCGCGGAGCCGCGCGCAGAGUCCCCGCCGGCCGCGCCGCCCGCCCUGGACGCCGGGUCCGGCCCGCCGGGUGCCCACACGGGGCGGCGGCGCCCCCUCAGCAGCCCGCCGGCCGCCCCCCGCCCGCGAGGCCGCGGCGACGACGCCCGCUCCCCCCGCGAGGCGCGCGGAGCCGGAGCCCGACAGCCGCUGCCGGGGGAGGCUUGCCCCCCGGGGCCGCCUCCGCCCCACCGGGCAGCCUGCGGGAAGGACCCCAUCGGCCGAGCGGCGGGCGGGGCCGGGACGGCGGGGCUCGCGGGCCCGGGGCCCCUCCCAGAGGCAGCGCCCUCUGCCCGGCAUCCCGAGCCCGCGUGCCUGGGCGGGGCCGGGGGGCUCCGGGCCGGCCUCGCCGCCCACACGCGCCGCCCUGGGAGGGGCUCCCGCGGCCGGGAGACCGCGAGGGGCACCCCCGAGGCCCCCGGCGCCUCCCCACGGACCCUCACCCCUCCCGGGGCCCGUCCCCGGCCGCGGACCCCUCGCGGCGGCCGAGCCCAGCAGCCGGGCGGCCGGCCGGGGUCAGGCAGUCGCCCCGCGCAUGCUCCGAGGCUGCGCGCGGAGGCCACGCCCACCUCCCCGGACGGCCCAAUCUGCGCCCGGGGGCGCGUCGGGUCGGCUGACGGCGGCAGAUCCUGCAUCCGGAUUGGGCAGCGCGCUGCGGGGGGCGGGCCUCGGGGGCGGACCCGGAAGUGCCGCGCCGCUCCGGGCGGCUGCGCUCGGGCCGGGCUGCAUGGCGGCGGCGCGGCGGCGCGCCCCGAGCUCCCCAGCCUGUGCGUUGCCCAGGGCCCGUGGAGACUGGAAUGUGGGGUCCCACCAGAGACCCCUGGGUCGGCGGCCGCAGAGCUGCCUCCUCUCAGCCUCUUGUUUGUUGAGAAAGUGCUGAAGAGGCUUUUUGCGGGAGCACCGGGAGCUGGGGAGCAGGGGGCACCUCCCGCCCACCAGGAAGCUCCAGAGAGCGCGGAGCCAGGGCCAGAGGCGGAGCCUGGGAGGGCCUGGGGCGCUCGGCCGCCAGGUGGGGGCGCCCCGCGGCCAGGUGUGCGUGCUGCAGGCGGCCCCAGCCAGGCCCUGGCCAGGAGGCGGCCCUACACCGUGAGCCUGCCGCCCGAGGGGUACCUGCCUGCACCCCUAGCCCCACCCUGCGGCCCUGACGCCCCGAGCCCCAGUGGCAGCAGCAGCAGCAGCAGCAGCAGCAGCGAGGAGGAGGACCAGGAUCCUCAUGAUCAGCCAAAGAGAAGAAUUCGAAAGCACAAGUCAAAGAAAAAAUUUAAAAAUCCCAAUAAUGUUCAUGUAGAACAAGCAGAAUUAGAGAAACAGCAAAGCCUUUUACAAAAAGAAUUGCAGCCGCAGCACACAGAUGGCCCCACAAUAAGCAAAAAUAAAAAAAGGAAACUGAAAAAGAAGCAGCAAAUUAAAAGGAAGAAAGCAGCUGGUCUGCUGACAAAACCAAGCCCCGGCUUGGACUUCACGUACCAGCCCGAGGCCUGCGGGCAGGAGCCGGCCCCGCAGGGCGAGGAGGCGGGGGAGGCCGGGGACCUGGCCGGGGCCUCCCCGCCCGCCCAGAGCCUCCUGAGCUUCCUGAAGUCCACGCAGGAAACUUACUUUUAUGACGGCGUCUCCGACCCGGCUGUCUCCAUGGAAACCGCGGAGGGGCUCCUCCGGCACCUGGAAACCCACGGCCUGGCGCCCUCGGACCUGCGCCUCCUGGACCACAUGCAGACGCUGCUGCUGUCGGGGGACGCCGCGGGGCUGCGGGGAGCACUGGAGGCCUUCCCGGGACGCUGCGAGCUGCCGCCCGACCAUGCCAGAGUAAUCUCAGCGCUCUUUAGUUACUGGAUCACACACGUUCUUCCUGAAAAACAGCAGUGAAGUCGCCUAUUCACAGACAGCUAAUAUUUAACAAGAAAAUAUCAAAGACUAAUGUGAAGUACCGGAGACAUGACUCCUGUGUGCAAAGAUGAAAUCAGCUAUAUUUUCUCUUUAUUCCUGUUUUGAGUGUUGUUAUCAUGAAAGAAUGUUGGAUUUUGUCCAAAGCGUUUUCUGCUUCCACUGGGAAUGUGUCCCCCUUUGCGUGUGGUGUCCUGUGGGCGCCCUGCAGGCGUCCAGCGCUGCCCUGGGCAGCCCGGGGGGGACGUGCGCCUUCUGGCCACUGAGCCUUGGUGGUGAGCAUUUUGUUGAGGAGUUUUGCCUCAAUAUUUGUGAGUCCAAACUGGACUGUCAUCUUCUAUCUUUUUUUUU